AUGGGAUUUGAAGAGCAGCUGGCAGUGUUUUCACCUGACGGAAGGCUUAUACAGGUUGAGUAUGCACAGCAGGCCAGCGAGCAAGGGUCUCUUGUUGUGUUUGGGGUAGAUUCCGAGAAGAUAUCUGUGAGCAUUGAGAGAAAGUCGGGGAACAAGCUUUUUCUGGAGGAGGAAAAGGUGUUUCUUGUCAACGAACGGCAGAGUAUUUGGAUGAGUUACUCUGGGUUCAAACCUGAUGCAUAUUUGGUGAUGAAUGCAGCAAGGAUGAUAUGUUUUUCAUACAAAAAUACCACGGGAGAGGACAUAAGCAUCGAUCAGCUUGCAAGAAGGCUAAGUGAAUAUAAGCAGAGAUAUACUGUUGUUUACCACCAAAGGCCAUUUGGAGUCCGUACAGUUCUGUUUGGACUAAAGCCCAGGCCUGUGGCGUAUGUUAUUGAGCCGGACGGAAACUUCUCUGAAUUCUUCUGUGGAGCGAUUGGACAGAAAAGCCAAAGAGUAUGUGAGUAUUUGGAGAAGAAGGACAAGGGAGACCUUGUAAGACUCACUAUUCUCGGACUCAUGGAGGUUGUCCAGUCCGACUCGAAAAAAAUAUCAUCUUUUGUACUAAGCAGAAGGGGAUGCGAGCGGGUGGAAGAGUCUGCUAUCAUGGAUGUGAUCGACUCUGUAGUUCAAUAA
Encephalitozoon intestinalis ATCC 50506 is the source of this 675-nucleotide messenger RNA. Its product is annotated as 26S proteasome subunit alpha-4. Lineage: Eukaryota; Fungi; Microsporidia; Unikaryonidae. Gene Ontology annotation, cellular component: proteasome core complex, alpha-subunit complex; proteasome core complex; nucleus. The transcript has a single exon. The record is from RefSeq and is a predicted model, not a curated record. Bases 1 to 675 code for a protein of 224 amino acids. Gene Ontology annotation, biological process: ubiquitin-dependent protein catabolic process.